Messenger RNA from Brettanomyces nanus, 1266 nucleotides. RefSeq lists its product as uncharacterized. Gene Ontology annotation, cellular component: endoplasmic reticulum. Lineage: Eukaryota; Fungi; Ascomycota; Pichiomycetes; Pichiales; Pichiaceae. The record is from RefSeq and is a predicted model, not a curated record. Gene Ontology annotation, molecular function: hydrolase activity. The coding region runs from base 1 to 1266 and encodes 421 amino acids. Gene Ontology annotation, biological process: GPI anchor biosynthetic process. The transcript has 2 exons.
AUGUUCUUUAAAGCUUUUUCAGCCCCCUACAUAAGUGAUCUUUAUCGGUACUAUCUCAAUUCGGAUUUAUUGCCGAAUCCUGCAGAUAUUAGAAUACUUGCUAUUGGUGACCCUCAAAUCGAUGGUGCUUGGCCCAAUACAACACCCAGAAAGAGACUAGAUAUUUUUGGCAAUGAUUAUUAUCUUGGUCACAUAUAUUCUGUGAUGAAGAGGAGACUUCAACCUUCCGUUGUGACCGUGUUGGGGGAUUUGAUUUCUUGCAAUUGGGUGAGUGAUUCCGAAUAUUUCAACCGGACAGAACGGUACGCGAAUCGAUUAUUCCCGAGACCCGAUUCUGUGCGGCCCGAUUCACCCAGUGCGAUUGAUCUAUUGGAACGCCGAGGUAUCCGUAACCAGUCUUCCUAUGAAAAGUGGUUUCAUAAUGCACUGAAAUCAAACAUAUUUGAUGAUUCUUAUUUCGGAUAUGAGGAUUUGAACUCUUGGUCCAACGACUCCUCUGAACCCCUCUUUAUUAAUACUACCGGUAACCAUGAUAUUGGAUACAGUGGAGAGAUGACUUACGACAAUAUCUAUCGAUGGAAUAAGUUUUAUGGUAAGGAUAACUUCUGGAUCGAGUAUGCUAAAAAUACUUCCCAUCCAUGGAGAAUUGUAGUACUUAAUUCGCUAAUGCUCGAUGGUCCUGCCAAACAUAACGAUUUUGUCGAGGCCAAUUGGAAUUUUGUUCGCACCGUCUCCAAUAGGCAAUUUAAUGGGUCCACUAUUCUUGUAACCCAUGUACCCUUAUUUAAGCCUGCGGGAGUUUGUAGUGAUCCUCCGCAAACUCAAUUUUUCACCAAAGAGAAUUCGGCUGCCUACGAUUGGAAUAAAAUCGGCAAUCUUAAGUCUCAAAACUUGCUAAGUUACGAGACUUCGCAAAAAGUAUUGGACGCUCUUUUCAGAAACAAUCAGCCUGGAAUUAUUCUCAAUGGGCAUAAUCAUGAAGGCUGUCUUAGCUAUUAUUCACGUGACCAAUCUGGUGAGUGGAUAGUGUCCAAAGAUAGGCCCAUUAACGACACAGGUUCAUAUAUUAGAGAAGUUACCGUGAGAUCAAUUAUGGGAGACUAUGAUGGGAGUACGGGGAUCGUCACAGGUCAUUUUGAUAACAACAAAAAAAUCUGGAGAUUCGAAUAUAGCGUAUGUCCCUUCGUCGUUCAGCAUGUUUGGUGGGCCAGUAAAGUCACCCUAUUGAUUAGUAUAUUGUUACAAUCUAUAGCUUUUUUUGUGUGA